AGAAAAUUCCACGAUAUCUCAAUCAACCCACCUCCCUCCCCUCUUCCUAUAUAUUCUCAUCCUCCAAAAAUAACAUACACCUUCUUGUUUGUUCAUCUUAUAUCCCACACCCACACACCCACACACCCACACCAACAACUACUACACAUGGGUGAGAAAAAGGAAUCCCCGAAGAAUGACGGUGAGAAGAAGCCCACCGACGCCGCCCCCAAGAAGGACGACGGUCUGAACAUCUUCAUUUUCAAGACCGACAUCCAUUGCGAGGGAUGUGCUAAGAAAAUCAAACGGGCUGUCAAGAAUUUUGAAGGCGUUGAACAAGUGAAGACGGAUAGUGCAGCCAACAAAUUGACUGUAACUGGGAAAGUUGAUCCCGCCGGACUCAAGGAGAAGCUCGAGCAGAAGAUCAAGAAGAAGGUCGACCUGGUUUCUCCUCAGCCCAAAAAAGAUGGUGGCGGUGGCGGUGGUGGAGACAAGAAGCCUGCCGCAGAUGGAAAGGCUGAGAAAAAGGGUGAAGAGAAAAAGCCAGCUGAUAACAAAAAGCCAGCGGAUGACAAGAAGGCAGCUGAAGACAAAAAGGCCAAAGAGGCACCCAAAGAGAGUGCUGUGGUGUUGAAGAUCAGAUUGCAUUGUGAUGGUUGCAUGCAGAAGAUGAAGAGUAAAAUCUCCAAGUUUAAAGGUGUUAACAAUGUGAGCUUUGACGCAUCCAAGGACCUAGUAACGGUGAAGGGCUUCAUGGACGUAAAGGAACUAGUACCUUACCUCAAGGAGAAGUUCCGGAGGGCCGUGGAAGUGGUCCCACCCAAGAAAGAUGACAGCGGAGCCGCCGACAAGAAACCAAAAGACGGCGGCGGGGACAAGAAGGAAAAAGAAGGUGCAGGAGGUGAUAAGAAGGAGAAAGAAGGAGGUGGUGAGAAGAAAGAUAAAGCAGUCGCAGCAGGCGACGGAGAAAAGAAAGAAGUUGUCGCGGCCGCAGGCGGCGGAGGAGGAGGAGGCGCCCCGAAGAUGGAGAUGAGCAAGAUGGAAUAUAAUGGGUACCCUUACCCACCUCCUUCUUACUAUUGGUACGACGAAGGGCACGUUUACAACCACAACAAGUUUGUAAUGGAGGCUCAAGCGCACCAAGCGCACAUUAGCCAAGGGUCGUCUAGCCACGGCUACGCCGUGCCGAUGGAACACUACCCUGCGCCGCAGAUGUUCAGCGACGAAAAUCCAAACGGUUGUUCGGUGAUGUAGGGUGCGGAACCGAUCGAGCGUUGGUUGGUCGAUUAAUAUUCUUUGUCAAGAAAGAUAUUAAAACUGUAAAUAUUAAGUAAAGUUUAAUAGAAGUAAAUACAAGGUUUACUUUUGAGUAGGAAUUGAUGGGAAUUUUGGCCUUUAUCACACGAUGUCGUAAGGUUUGCCGGCCAGAUGUGGAAGCCGGUUCAGAUUGUUGGGUUUGGUUAUUGGUGGGGUUUAAUAUAAAUAUUCUGCUAAUUCUUUAUUAUAUUGCACUGGAUCGGUCGAUGGUUUAGCUUUGUGGCACAGACGAGGCCACUUGAUGCUCUUGUUGAUUUCACUGGAUUAAUUAUAAUCUAUAUAUUUAAUAAUCUGUCGUUGU
Molecule: messenger RNA, 1597 nt
Organism: Malus domestica (apple)
Lineage: Eukaryota; Viridiplantae; Streptophyta; Magnoliopsida; Rosales; Rosaceae
Product: heavy metal-associated isoprenylated plant protein 6-like
Molecular function (GO): metal ion binding
Source: RefSeq, a predicted model, not a curated record